GUUUGUAACUAAGUGACGCUCUAAAGAGUGGACAGAUGACUUGAAUAUUUAUAACACUGAAGUAUAUCUAGAUCUAUAAGAUGUUACAAUCACAAUAUGAAUGUUACAAACUUUUAAAAUAUUUCUUUUUUUAUAUGCAUAAAGCUACAAUAUAAAAUAAUUAAAGAGGUUCUUAAAUAAUAAAUAAUAAACUAAAUGUUAAUAUUUAUUUAUUUAAUAUCCCAUGGAGUGUAACUUGGCAUCAGCAUCAAAAUCAAGGUCUCGUGUUGGACUAAAAUUAAAUAAGCCAUCAUUGGCGACAUGUCCAGAAACAACUAAAUCUAAAUCUUCUAAAAUUACUUUAAAAAUAAGUUGUAGUCAAUACGAGUCCUACAGAAAAAGCAAAAUGACCUUAGCUGCUGGAAAUAAAAGUAAAUCGUACACACACCCUUGGGAAGACCGUACUGUUUUAAGCGAUGUAUAUGAAGGUCCUUUGUCAGAAAGGGAAUCUUGGUGGAGAAAUGAAAUAAAGGUCACACCAUCACCAGGGACAUAUGAGAUUACAGAUUUUUUAACCGAGUUAUCCAAAAAGCCAAACUCUUACAGAUUCAAAUCAGUCUCCAGAAAAAACAAUUUUGCCUUUAUGCGGAGUGGGGCGCUUCUUUUACCCGGAAAUUAUGAAGUUCAUGAUUUUAUUGAAGACUUGAACAAAAAACAAGCAACAUAUUCUUUCAAAUCUGAGCAGAGAGAUGCAAAGGAUGUUUUAAAUUUUGGACUUAAAGAUAAGAACAUAAAUGUACCACCGAAUGCUUACCACGUAGAAACAUUUUUGUCUGUAGAUGGAGAGAAAGCACCAGUAAAGAGCUACAUGUUCAAAUCUCAGUCAAAACGAUUUCCAAAUAACAUUUUCAGGCCGAAAGAAGGUCCCGCUCCCGGUGCAUAUGACGUGAAGGACACUGCACCACCAGCCCCUGCUGUGACUUCCUGUUUUAGGUCAAAGCAACCAAGGUUUCCCAUGUUACAAUCGAAAGUUCCUGAUCCAGGGUGGUAUGCCAAGACCUAUCAACACCCUAUGCCAGAUACUAUAGCCAAGUUGGGGAGAAAUCAUGGCCUUUUUUUUACUAGUGAAUUUCAAGUGUAAUGUUGGUUACUGUUUUGUCCUGAGUUUUAUGGUUAAAAUUAUUUACCAUUUCUUAUAAGCUUAUAAUAUUGGUUGAUUUCAUCUGUGAUAUUUUGUUACUGGAAUUUACAAUUAAUUUUCACCAACAGUAUUUAAAAAAAAAACAGCAUUCAUUUUUAAAUGUUGUUUGUUCAUGCAAGUAUUAUAAACAUUAUUUUUAAAUUAUGUUUUGUGUUUUUAUAAA
Messenger RNA from Physella acuta, 1343 nucleotides. RefSeq names its product protein STPG4. Gene Ontology annotation, cellular component: male pronucleus; germinal vesicle; female pronucleus. Lineage: Eukaryota; Metazoa; Mollusca; Gastropoda; Physidae. Gene Ontology annotation, molecular function: histone binding; chromatin binding. Gene Ontology annotation, biological process: epigenetic programing of male pronucleus. The record is from RefSeq and is a predicted model, not a curated record.